AUGAAUGAUGUCAAUGAAAAUGGAGAAAUAGAGGGUGCCAAUGUUUCUGAAGAUGACCCAUUUGAUGAGGAGGACUGGAUGAGGGGACCUAAUAUUGGGAGAGAACUUGAUUCAAUGACUCGCUCGAGGAAAGGCAAACUUCCUUUGGUUAUUGAACCGGGGAAGAAAAGACUGAACUCAGUGAUGAUUGCUGCAAAAUUUGAAACUAAGUGCAACAUUGCAGUAAGGAACCAUGUUCCGAUAUUUCCACAUUGGAAGGAGUACAAGAAACAUCCUAAGAUCAUCAAGGGGUACACAGACAGAGUUGGUACAAUAUUUCAUACGGAUGUAAAGGCAGCACCUAUGAAAAAAGGCAUGUGUGGCUAUGAUGAAGAAAGCUAUUCGCCAGUAGUGCUACAAGCUCAAAAAGAGGUGACUUGUGAGAAGAAUGUAGAGAACAGAAGCAAAGUGCAGUUCCAUUAG
Miscanthus lutarioriparius is the source of this 462-nucleotide messenger RNA. Lineage: Eukaryota; Viridiplantae; Streptophyta; Magnoliopsida; Poales; Poaceae. The record is from the annotation of a GenBank genome assembly.